Molecule: messenger RNA, 484 nt
Organism: Morus notabilis
Lineage: Eukaryota; Viridiplantae; Streptophyta; Magnoliopsida; Rosales; Moraceae
Exons: 2
Coding region: 47-424 (125 amino acids)
Source: RefSeq, a predicted model, not a curated record
UAUAUCUUGUCCUCUCUCCCACAUUCACAUUCACAUUCACAUUCACAUGGCCGUAGAUAAUGAGCUCCAAAACCAAAACAUGGCCCUCCUCAACCCGAACAGGCGGGUGGUCCGCCAGGGAAUCCCGCUCCGUCGGCGGAAACUGCCGUCGGUCCGCCUCGGGGGUAAGAAGCCGCGGCGGGCGUUGGCCAGGAUGUUCAGGAGAAUAAGAUUGCGGUGGCUGAAACUGCAGUACAUGUGCAUGAUGAGGAAGCUGAAGGAGUUCUACCGGAAUCUGAUUAAGGAUAUGGCGGGGGGGGGGGGGGGGCCUUUCCAGCAAAGGAUUUUCCUGGAGUCGUCUUUCGCCGUUCCUGUCGUGGGUAUCUCCCUCUCUACCUAUCCUUCUCUGCCUGGAUCAGAUCGCCCUCGUACUCUUGGCAUGUAAAAGUCUACUUUGUUUAUUUACUUUACUGUAUCUGUAUGUUGCCUAAAUUAAUAAUUAUCC